This is a messenger RNA of Apodemus sylvaticus (European woodmouse), 1569 nucleotides long. Its product is annotated as Fc receptor-like protein 1. The coding region runs from base 71 to 1102 and encodes 343 amino acids. NCBI's taxonomy places the organism in Eukaryota, Metazoa, Chordata, Mammalia, Rodentia, Muridae. The record is from RefSeq and is a predicted model, not a curated record. The transcript is spliced from 10 exons.
UCUGGUUUUGCUUUUUUUUUUUUCUUUUGGUGAGAGGCACCUUCACGUUCCCAUCCGCAGCCUGGUCCUCAUGCCUACUUGGCUCCUGCUGUUGAUCUGUGCUCUACCCUGUGAGCCUGCUGGAAUCCAAGUCUCUGAUGUGAGCUUGAAGACUCGGCCCCCGGGAGGAUGGGUGAUGGAGGGAAACAAGCUGGUCCUCAUCUGCUCUGUUGAUCGUGCCACUGGAAAUAUAACAUUCCUCUGGUACAGAGGGGCCCUGGGUUUAAAUCUGGAAACAAAGACACAGCCUUCACUAACAGCAGAGUUUGAGAUCAGUCAAAUGGAACAAAGCGAUGCUGGUCAAUAUUACUGUGCAGCUGACAAUGGCUACGGCCCCGUCCCCAGUGAGCUGGUGAACGUCCACGUCAGAGUUCCAGUGUCUCGCCCUGUCCUUACAUUUGGGGACUCUGGAACCCAGGCCGUGCUGGGGGACCUGGUGGAACUUCACUGUAAGGCCCUGAGAGGUUCACCCCCAAUCUUCUACCAGUUUUAUCAUGAGAGCAUCAUUCUGGGGAACAGUUCAGCCCCCUCUGGAGGAGGAGCAUCCUUGAACUUCUUCCUGACUGCAGAACAUUCUGGAAACUUCUCUUGUGAAGCCAGCAAUGGCCAGGGUGCCCAACGAAGUGAGGUGGUGGCUCUCAACUUAACAGGUCUCUCCUUCGUGCCGACUGAGGAUGGAAUCAGUCAUCUCUCCUCAGGACUUACUGGCUGGCUGCUUGCCUCUCUUGGUCCCAUCACCAUGGCUUUAAUAUUUUGCUACUGGCUCAAGAGAAAAAUAGGAAGACGGUCAGAAGAUCCACUCAGAAGCCCUCCUCAGACUGGGUUCCGAGAAUCCACCUACUCCAACUCCCCGGGCCCAAGGCAGCCAGAGCCGGUGUAUGAGAACGUGAACGUUGUAAGUGGCGAUGAAGUUUACUCUCUGGUGUACCACACUCAGCAAGAGCUGGAACCAGCAGCGGCUCAGCAUGUGAGGACACACCCCCCAAGUGAGGUCUCCUUUGGAAUCUAUUCUCAGCCAAGGAUAAACACUGCAUAUGCAGAGGACUACGAAGACACUAUGUAGAAUUAUGUAGACAGCAACUGUGGAGUGCUACGAAAAAGCCCAAGGCCUGAUGUGGCCUCCAAGGACACGGGGGACGGGGAUAGCUGGUCAGCACACCUUCCCCGCAUGCUGCCCUUCAUCAGACCUAUGUGAAGUAGGAGCAAGUCCUGCAGAAAUCACCCCAGAAAACCAACUUAGAGAAGCCAGAAGCGUUUGCUGGUGACAUCUGGCUGUUGCCCAUUCAUAUCGGGGCAUGAUGAACUGCACACUCUUAUUUAUAAGAGGAAAAUGGUAUGAUGGAAUCAGCUGAGAAGGGGAAGGAGAGACUCAGACAGCACAAAGCCAGGAUCAAUGGCUUUGCGGGUCUGCUGUGGAGACAGGGUUGUGCAUCCUCUGUGCACAUAUCCCAGACACUGUACUUUCAAGUCACUGUCACCAAUUUAGAAUUAAAACACAGUUGCGUAAAAAUGUACUGUGGCUACACUCAA